This is a messenger RNA of Siniperca chuatsi (mandarin fish), 1957 nucleotides long. RefSeq names its product DNA primase subunit 1 (gene prim1). NCBI's taxonomy places the organism in Eukaryota, Metazoa, Chordata, Actinopteri, Centrarchiformes, Sinipercidae. The record is from RefSeq and is a predicted model, not a curated record. Bases 389 to 1669 code for a protein of 426 amino acids. Gene Ontology annotation, biological process: DNA replication, synthesis of primer. Gene Ontology annotation, cellular component: alpha DNA polymerase:primase complex. The transcript has 13 exons.
UUCUCUUUCGUUGCAGGACAAAUAUUACAAGGUUAAGUCAAGCCUUGAGAACGUCAGCAACGUCUUAUAGAGCGCUGCAAUCAUUCAAGUUCAACUCUCGUAGCUAUUUGUAUUUUAUUUUAACUUUAAUUUUAAUUGUUGGCUAAUGACAGAGAAGCUAAUUCGAGAAAAUAUUUAUGACUUGCGAACACAUUUCCUCGUUUAGCGGACGUCAUUCGCUCAUCCUUGUCUCACUGGCUCGCUCCUUUCCUUAUGAGUUUUCCCGCGCUACUCUCAAUGUGAAACAACACACCGAAUUGUCAGCCUGUAGUGGUAGCAAGCUAGCGUUUUUGUGACAAUUUAACAUAAUUUACAACGGUUUACCGGAGCUGUUAGUAUAUUUCAGGUAAUGCCGUCCUCAGAGUACGACUCGGCCUGUCUGCCGGACUUAUUACCUCUGUACUACCGACGGCUGUUCCCCUUCUCCCAGUAUUAUCGCUGGCUAAACUAUGGAGGAGUGCAGAAGAACUACUUUCAGAAUCGAGAGUUCUCCUUCACACUAAAAGAUGACAUCUACGUCCGCUACCAGUCGUUCAGCACACAAAACGAGCUGGAGAAGGAAAUGCAGAAGAUGAACCCUUACAAGAUUGACAUUGGAGCAAUAUACAGUCACAGGCCCAAUCAACACAACACAGUGAAGUCAGGAACCUUCCAGGCCCUGGAGAAGGAGCUGGUGUUUGAUAUCGAUAUGACAGAUUAUGAUGAUGUCAGAAGCUGUUGCAGUGCUGCAGACAUUUGCUCCAAGUGCUGGACCCUGAUGACCAUCGCCGUUCGCAUUCUGGAUAGAGCUCUUCGAGAGGACUUUGGUUUCCAGCACCUGCUGUGGGUUUAUUCUGGAAGAAGAGGAGUGCAUUGCUGGGUGUGUGAUGAAGCUGCCAGGAAGCUCUCGGUAGCAGCACGCUCUGCAGUUGCAGAAUACCUCAGUCUGGUUAAGGGAGGUGAAGAGACGGUGAAGAAAGUUGUUUUGACAGAUCCAAUUCAUCCAUUUAUCAGAGAGUCUUUGACAGUGGUGAAGCGAUACUUUUCCCGGUACGCACUACAGGACCAGGACAUACUGGGCCGCAAGGAAUCUAUAGACAAAGUGCUGGGACUUGUGCCUGAAGAUGUAAGAAAAGAAUUGCAGCAGGACUUCCAGAACGAGAAGAAACCUGAGAACCGUUGGAGAUUGAUCAAGGAACAAGCCAGUAGGAAACAGGGCACUGCCAAGAAGGGCCAGUACUUUGAGAAAGAAAUCAUGCUGCAGUAUUGUUACCCACGGCUCGAUGUGAAUGUCAGUAAAGGUGUGAACCAUUUGCUGAAGAGCCCCUUCAGUGUCCAUCCCAAAACAGGGCGCAUUUCUGUUCCCAUGGACCUCAAAGAAUUAGAUACAUUUGAUCCUUUUGCUGUGCCCACAAUCAGUCUGAUCUGUGAGGAGCUGGAUCUGCCCAGGGCAGGUGAAGAGGAAGAGAAGUCAGAGGAUAUCAAGGAGAAAGAAAACGAGAAGGAUGCAGCAGAGAGACGAAAGAUCAGAGAUUACAAAAGAACCAGCCUGGCGAAGUAUGUGAAAUACUUUGAUCAGUUUCUGGAUGGAAUGGCUCGUGCAUGGAAAGGAGAACUUCUCAGAAAAAGUGAUCUUCAGAAAGAAUUCUGAACAGGAUCAACAAUCAGGAAGUGAUACAGAAGAGGCAUUGUUAAUAGCUCCCUGUUACUUAAUGUGUGCGAUGCAGACUGUAUGAACAAUACUUUCAUCCAAAUCUGUUUUAUUAUACUCAUAUGAGACUCAGCAAUAAUACAUUCAUACAAAAAAUAAAUGUGUACAGUUAGGUGUAGCCUAUGACAGUGAAGGGCUACAUGUUAUCACUAGGGGACAAUAAAGAAAAUAUGAGAAAUUGUAUAACAAAUAAUAAUGCACAAUUUUGAAUAAAGAUAUCAUAUUUUA